Messenger RNA from Cordyceps militaris CM01, 165 nucleotides. RefSeq lists its product as uncharacterized. Bases 1 to 165 code for a protein of 54 amino acids. The record is from RefSeq and is a predicted model, not a curated record. The transcript is spliced from 2 exons. NCBI's taxonomy places the organism in Eukaryota, Fungi, Ascomycota, Sordariomycetes, Hypocreales, Cordycipitaceae.
AUGACAAACCGGCACUUUUUCUUUUUUCCCUCUUCUCACGUCCCGUACCUGAGUCCCGCCGCCCCGCAUCGUCCGUGUGUCCGCUUUCCUGCUGCAUCUGAAAAAGGGUCUGGAACAAAAAAAAGGGAGACGUACUGGGCGAUGCUCAGAAAUGAAGCAACAUAG